Sycon ciliatum is the source of this 1626-nucleotide messenger RNA. RefSeq names its product E3 ubiquitin-protein ligase TRIM56-like. Gene Ontology annotation, molecular function: zinc ion binding. The transcript has a single exon. NCBI's taxonomy places the organism in Eukaryota, Metazoa, Porifera, Calcarea, Leucosolenida, Sycettidae. The coding region runs from base 1 to 1626 and encodes 541 amino acids. The record is from RefSeq and is a predicted model, not a curated record.
AUGGCGGCCUCUGCGGUGGUCAUGGAGAAGGAACAAGCGAUGGCUGGUUUUAAAUGUGCUUCGUGUGAUCAGCCACCACGGGACGGUAGGCUUAUUCGAUGUCUGCACACGCUGUGUGCGCUGUGUGUUGAGCCACAUAUCAAAGACGACAACACAAUUCAUUGUCCGAACUGCGCGGAGAUCACACCCUCUCCGGGUCCUAGGCGAUCUCAGUUGCAAUCUCUACCCAGAGCUCCAUUGGAGAACGGUGCUAUUGCUAGUGCCGACUCUUCAUCCAGCACCAGAUCUGCACGUGUUGUGUGUGAGGAAUGUGAUGAGGAAGAAGCAGCUACGUUCAAUUGCCAUGACUGCUCCAUGUUCUAUUGCACAGAUCAUGGCAAGGCUCACCUCAAGUCCAAAUCCACCAAAAGUCACAGAACUGAGCGUAUUUGUGAGGAUCCAGCAACCAGCAGCAACAUUUCGGAGCAGACAUCUCAAACUAGUAGAUGCUCGCUGCAUCAAAAGAUUCAUAAUGCAAGUUUUGAAUGGUACUGCACGGAAUGCAAGGAAUUCCUAUGCGAAACCUGCAGAGCCACCCACAGGAAAGCCCAUGUUCAGAAUUCCGACCAAGUGAUGCCCAUCGCUGAUGCUGCACGUAAUGCGCGCAGAGGAUUGAAGCAGAAAGUAUCGGAGCAAGGCACAAAACGCCUGAACAUAAUCAGCACUGCUCAAACAGCAGCCAAUGCUUCAACGGAGUUGCUGUCCGAUACGUAUGGUGCUUUGUCUUCAGAUAUCACUGCGGCGUUCGCGAAGUUGGAAAAGUUAUCGAAAGAGCGCUGUGAUGAGCUGCUGAGAGAAGCGCACAGCAAGUACUGGCAGCAGUCUAGUGUGUUGGAACGUCGUGUCGAGAAGCUGAAAAGGAAGAGGACACGCCUUACACGAAUGUAUGGUUUGAUUAAGUCCAGCACUGAAGACAUCGAUUUCCUGAGACUUCAUCCGUGGUUACUGGGGAAAAUGACCGAAGAGGACAAGGAUGCUGCGACAACGCAGCCGUUAACUGGUCUUGAAAUGCCGAUGUUCAAGUCGAAUUGCCUGGAUACUGCGGUCGAGGUAUUGCGGAAGAUUCGAAGCAUAGAAGCAGCUGAUUCGGACCCUGAAGACUCUCAGGCUGCCUCCAAUGCCAAGAAUUAUAAAUUCAGCCUUCGCCAAUGUCACCCAAAACUGGUGCUAACGAACGACGAUCGCACAAUCUACUGGACGCGCCGUGGUGCGACCUAUCGAAGUGUGUGUGUCGAGCCGUAUAUUCAAGUUGGGACAGUAGCAACGGCUAAGUUCCGUUUUGACCUCAACGCUCCCUAUCUCUCAGUUGGUGUUUGCAAUCCACUAGAGUAUGUUAGUGGACUAGAGAAGCAAACGUGCGAGGUCAGGAGUCAUAUCAAGUUCCGGAAUACUGGAGAAUGUAUCAAGGUGACAGCGGAUCGUCAGAAGCAUGUCUUGUCCUUCCAAAAGGAAUCUACGGGUGAGAAAUGGGCUGGAGGUAUCCUCUGCGAGGAAGGUGUCCUUGCGUUCUAUGGACUCUGUACAGACAACUUCAAUGAUGUGAGACUUACCAUACUGUCAUUCGUCAUUGUAAGUGAUGCUGUUUAA